Molecule: messenger RNA, 1904 nt
Organism: Nylanderia fulva
Lineage: Eukaryota; Metazoa; Arthropoda; Insecta; Hymenoptera; Formicidae
Source: RefSeq, a predicted model, not a curated record
GCAUUCCGUCACGGGCGUUCAUGACCGGCGGACGUGUUGCGUUUCGCCGUUAGGCGUAUUUUCUCACCGAGAAAAUCGCGGCUCGUUUUUUCGCAAGGAAACGUACGUGUUCGGCGGCCAGUGAUGUGGAAAAUUCGACGGGACGAGAUCCGCGGCCGCAGGGUUCUAAAUCGCCGAUUUCUUUCCCUCGAAGUCGAUUUCCAGGAGUUUCAAUAACAAGAUAUGUUUCGGACACCAAAAUCCACAAUGCCUACAUCAACUGCAACAACAAUAACAAAGCGUUCCAAAGUGCAAAGCUGUCUCUACACAUCUUACGAAUGCAUGCAACCCUGCCUGGAGGGAUAUUCAUAUUGUGCAAAGCAUAUUCUCGAAGAUGCCAGUGCACCUUAUAAGCUGUGUGCUUUUGUGUAUAACACAAAUGGAAGGAAAUGUCAAAAUCCAGCACCAAAGUUAGAUAGGAGGGAUAUUUCAUACUGUGGUGAACAUUCUAGAAAAGCACAAAUUGCAAGGAUUAAAUCUGUGUCGCGACGUUCUUUGCCACAAACACCUGAAAUGUUACUACUUAAUUUAGGUCAUUAUACCAAAUCUGUUGAUUCUAGUGCCGAAAACACAGAAGAUGAAGGAGGAAGAAUCAGAGCCUUAGAUCCUUUCACUGAAGUUGAUGCUUACAGAGUAAAUGCGAGUGGAAGUGACAUCUUAGAUUAUGCCAGUUCGUCAGAGAGCGACGUUGAACCUACGGUCGUCAAUGAUACUCUGAGAGGGGUUUAUCUAGAUGAUAGCGACAAUGAAAGUUUACACAGCCCACAAGAGGAUCCUUUAAAUAUCAACUUUUUAAGGCAUGCCGGCAUUUUUACCGCGGAGGAGGUGAUUUAUAUUGCAAGGGAGAAAUUGAUUAGGCUCCAGUCACUUUACAUCGAUCAAUUUAGGAGACUGCAAUAUAUAUUGAAGGAGAAGAGGCGAAAAUAUCUGCUCGCUUUGAAGAAGGAAAAGGAAACGUUUUGCAGUAUACACGAUCAGACUAAGGAGACUGCGAAGGAGAAGAAGCUUUACGAAAAAUUGAAGGCUUUGAAUCGCUAUCACAGACGAAGUGGAGCUGAAGCAAUACUUUAUAGGAAAUCAUUGGAACGUCGUGCACAGGUAACUGAGCCAACUCAGAAGCCUCCAAAUAUGUCCAAAUGCGUAUUUACUGAAGGUGGUGUGAAAUGUGGCGAAAGAACUCUUCCGUCGGCUAAACAUUGUCGCAAGCAUAUUCUGAAGGAUCAACAUCAGGUUUUGUUCAAAGCAUGCGGAGCGAUUCGAGCGGACAUAGAGUGUCACGAACCUGUGCCUGUUAUCUUCGAUUCUAAUUGUGUCUUUCAUAUGAAUUUGCCGCCGUCAUGCAAACUUGAGCCUACAAAGUUUGAGGAAGAGAAGCCUAUGAUGCGGCAAGUUGACAACCAAUCGAUGGAGAUCGACGUGGUGGGCGAGGCGCAAGAAAUCGAUCCCGACGACGAUAUGGCGGGAUUGAUGAGAGAGAUGAACGACUCCGCUCAUGCAAAACCCUCCUCGUUCGCAAACGAGAGCUUGAACAGCGAGACCAGCACGGACACCGCGUUCAGUUUAUCGGCGCAGAUGAGCGAUCGGGAUGAUUUCGUUAACGUAUGAUAGAAUAUAUUUCUGUGAUCUUCAAAUUACGACGUCUUUGUUAUUCUCAUCGAGUUUUGUUCGACUGAUAAACAAAUAUAUCAAGGAUAUAAUUCGCUAUCCUUCCUGUCUAUGGACUACUGUGUGUGUGAUAGUGAUUUCAAAUAUGUGCAACGACGUACAUAAUUUAUUUAUUUCACGUGUAACCAUUUUAUAUCGAGUACUAUCAAUUGUUGAAAUAUUUAUAAACAAGCUGAGCAAAUUAGAAAGAAAUCAUAUAG